Molecule: messenger RNA, 2447 nt
Organism: Panonychus citri (citrus red mite)
Lineage: Eukaryota; Metazoa; Arthropoda; Arachnida; Trombidiformes; Tetranychidae
Product: hormone-sensitive lipase-like
Exons: 3
Coding region: 267-2171 (634 amino acids)
Biological process (GO): triglyceride catabolic process
Cellular component (GO): cytosol
Molecular function (GO): sterol ester esterase activity; triacylglycerol lipase activity
Source: RefSeq, a predicted model, not a curated record
AAUUGUCUUGAUUCAUUGAAUGAGUUUCAUUCACCUGCAGUAGACUUUGAUUAACCGUUAUGAUUGAUUCUAUUAACAAUGAUUCUUGACUUGCUCCAUCAUAAUUUGAUUUGUUCAUUUUGUUUUUCUCUUGUACUUAUGUAAAUUAUUCAAUGUUAAUGGCGAUUUUUUAACCACUUUAACUACUUUAAUUUACUUUCUUAUUAGUAUUUCUGCUUACGUAUUCACAUGACGAAUUCGGAUUCAGUUGUAAUUAUCAACAUGUUAUGAUUCAAUCAGUUUAUUGUUUCAAGUUAAUCAAAACUAACAAGUUGUUCUCUGUGAUAAGAUUUAACGAUCAACGAUCAAAGUGUUUAGUUUCUCAGCGUUUUAAUCGGCAGUUCCGAUCUUUAUCUGCUUAUUGUCAACAAAAUCUAUUCUCUCGACACAAAUUUAAUUACUCAACUCAAAUUGGAACCAUGAAUAAUGAAAGGAGUAAACUUCUUAUCAUGGAUAUAGCAUCGAAUGCUAUUGAACCAACAUUCUCAGAAAACUUGGAGAAAAUUCGUAAAUCACUCAUGGUUUAUGACAUCCAUGCACCAAAUUAUGAUCUUCAUGAUAAAUUAAAUGCGAAUGGAUUUCGCACACUGAUCAAAUUGAUGGAAAGCUUUUCGAAAUUAGCUUAUGAUGAUAUGAAAAUGAAAUCAUUCGGUGGUGUGUCUCCUCAUUUAGUCAAAAUCGCUGAAGUUUUUGCUAACAUGUUGGGUCAUCUCGAUGAUCGUAAAGUAUUUGAAAACAAUAGUUUAAUGUGGUCACCAGAUCCAGAAUUCAUCCAAUUCGCUUUUUCCUUUGAGCCUUUGAUGCAUUCGUUUUAUGCUCGUAACCACAAUUUCUGGUUGUGCCCUUCAAUCCGAUCCAUUCUUGGUAAUUAUAUUUCAUUGGUCGCCUACAAGUCCGUCAAUUUCUGUGACAUGUAUCGACUCUUUUCACGGGCCAGUACUUCUCGUUUAUUCGCGGAUUAUGCCCUCAACGUGUCCAUCGAUUUCGUUCGUAUGGUCUGGGGUAUCUCCGAAGCCGCUUUCUACAAGAAACUUUAUCCAAUGAUUCUUUUUGGGAACCGACCUUCUCGGAAGAAAACGAUGUUCGCACCAAGACAAGAAUAUGCCAAAAUUGUUGGAGAGAACGGGUUAAUCGACUUGUCGGACUCAUUAAAAGAUACAUGGAAUUUGAAUAAACCUGUUCGCUUUCGCCUUCUCCAAGAUACUAAAAGUGGUUUAUCAACAUCUACUCUGGUUUUCCACUGCCAUGGGGCUGGUUUUGUUGCUCAAUCGCCGGAGUCUCAUGAGAUCUACUUAAGAGAUUGGGCCAUAAAGCUCCGCGGUGUCCCUUUGAUUAGUGUUGAUUAUCGUUUGGCUCCAGAAUUCAAGUACCCAAAUGGACUUCAAGAUUGUCUCGAUUUGUAUCUUUGGGUGACCAGUGGACUUGACGAAGUUCUUGAGCUGAUCGGCUUCCAUCCGAAGCGAAUUAUUUUGUGUGGCGAUUCUGCAGGCGGUGGUCUGUGUAUCAGUUUAACUUUAGUUCUAAAUGAAUUGAGAAGAUCGAUGAAUAUUCAAAUGCCUUCGGCAUUGAUUCCGUUUUAUCCCGUCUGUUCAUUACAAACUUGUGCCUCUCCAUCUCGUUUGUUGACAUUUUUUGAUACUUUUCUACCAAUUGGUGUUUUACUCAGUAUCUUGGACGCUUAUUUCGUCGAUAAUAACUCAUCCGAUCCUCUCAAAAUUGACGGAAAAGAAAAAAGUAAUGCAAUCAAACAGAAACAAUCUUUCGGCAAGAAUCAAGAUGUAGGUCCACAUUCCAUGAGGCCUCCGUGGUACAAGGAAACCGAUUACAAAGAGAGAUUGGCAUCAAUCAAUCGAAUAGCAGCCGAUCCAUUUGCAUCGCCAUUAAAUUAUCAAAACUUUGCCACAUUAAACGAUGUAGCACUUAACAUAAUUGUUGGUGAAUUCGACCCUUUAUUAGACGAAGCAAUUGAAUUUACCAGAAAAUGGAAAGGUCCAGUCUCUUUCGAUGUUGUACCCAACAUAUCACACGGGUUCUUGUAUUUCGCCAACAUCAGUGCCCACAGCAAAAAAGCGACCAAUUUGUGCUUUCAAAGGCUCAUCGAGGCCGUUAAUUUCCCUCAAGCAAAGAUUUAGAUUGUUUUAUCGCAGUUGAUUAUGAGUUACGUGUUUACAUUGUUGAUCAAAUGACACGUAUUUUUGUACAUUUAGUUUAAAUUCACAAUUUUCAUGUUACUCAAAUGCACAAAUGCAAAAUUUACUGAUGAUUUAUAAUGUGUUUCUCAAUCUAAUAAUCGUAAAGGUUAACUUCAUCAUUAUGACCAAAGAUUUGUUGGGCUUGUUAACUACAUGACAAUUUGAAGUUUUAAAGUACAAUUAAUGAAUUAAAAUUAAUUUGAUCCAAACAAAAGA